Aspergillus nidulans FGSC A4 is the source of this 669-nucleotide messenger RNA. RefSeq names its product flavin-linked sulfhydryl oxidase. The transcript is spliced from 2 exons. Lineage: Eukaryota; Fungi; Ascomycota; Eurotiomycetes; Eurotiales; Aspergillaceae. Gene Ontology annotation, molecular function: flavin-dependent sulfhydryl oxidase activity; oxidoreductase activity; thiol oxidase activity. Bases 1 to 669 code for a protein of 222 amino acids. Gene Ontology annotation, cellular component: mitochondrial intermembrane space. The record is from RefSeq and is a predicted model, not a curated record.
AUGGCAGACGAGCCGCAGUCGCAACCGCAUUCGCGGCCAAAUCCUACGACACUCUUCCCCCAUACCACAACAGGAACCCCAGAGAGCCCAUCAUCAUCCUCUGAUAACAAGAAUGAUGGCUCGAAGUUGCCGGUGAUACGGCGCGAUGAGGACGGGAAAUCAUACGUCCUAGACAAGAAUGGGAAACCAUGCCGUCUCUGCACUUCCGCCGCCGCAUGGCGUAACUUGACAAAAAAAUCCAAAGCCUCAACGGCCGCCGCUUCCACCACGACGACCACUCAGCCCCAAUCUCAGAGUAAUAGCACCGGCGCCAGCACCGAAUGCCCACCUGACGUCGAAGCCCUCGGCCGCUCAACCUGGACCCUCCUUCACAGUCUCACAGCGACAUACCCCGAAAAGGCCUCACCAAGCGAACAGACCGAGAUGAAGUCGUUCCUCACAUUGUUGUCAAAGUUAUAUCCAUGCUGGGUCUGCGCAGACGAUUUCCGGAACUGGAUGGCGGAGCCAAGUGGUAAGAACCAGCCGCGACUCGGCGGGAGAAGUGAGUUUGGGAAUUGGAUGUGCGAGGCGCAUAAUGAAGUGAAUCGAAAGCUGGGGAAGAAGGAAUUCGAUUGUCGUUUUUGGGAAGAAAGGUGGAAGGAUGGGUGGAAGGAUGGGAGGUGUGAUUGA